AUGGAAACGCAGGGGCUGCCCGCGGUGGAGGCGGCCCAGGCCCGGCCCGACACCCAACAUGGCGGCGGUGCCGCGGCACCGAGCGCCGCGCCCGCCGGCCGCCUGCCCCAGCGGGAGCCGGAGCCGCCGCCGCCGCCCGAGUGGGACCCGGCCGCCGCCGCCUCGGGCCUGUACAUGAGCUUCCCGGUGAUGCUGCUAGAGGAGAAGCAGGAGCCGGGCCCCAGCGCCGCCCCCGGUCCCCCGCCGGCGUCCGGCCCCGACAGCGACGGCCUCCUGCUCGUCUUCAACCUGGUGCGGGGCGCGGCGGAGCCGGGGGCCGGGCCGGGCGGCGGGGAGAGCGGCCGCCCCGAGCCUCCCCGCGGGGAGCAGGAGGAGGUUCCCGGGCCGGCCCCGCCGCCGCCGCUGCUGCCCCCGCCGCCGGGUCCGGGCGCGUCUGCUGCGCCGCCCCGGCGGGGAGCGGAGGCGGCGGAGGGCGCGGGCCAGGCCGGCUCGGGCCCCGGCGCCUUCUCUGGCACCAUCACCAUCAACAACCAGAGCCUGGUGGUGCGGAUCGAGAACGGAGUCCUGACCCUGGGGCCGGGCGCCGCCGAGCCGGGGCCGCCUGCUCCCGCCGGGGCCGCGCCGGAGCCGGCUGCCCCCCAAGCCCCAUCGCCGCUGCCCAGCCGGGCCGAGCCCCCCGGCUCGGAGGGGGAGGCGGCGGGCGGGGAGGUCCCGGGCCUGGCCUCAGGGGGCUCCCGGGCGCUGCUGGUCUAUCAUUGCCCCGAGCCCCGCUGCACCGAGACCUUCUCCCGCAAGCAGCAGGUGCGGCUGCACCGGCAGGCGGCUCACGGGGGGCCCGGACCGGGUGGCGGCGGUCGGUCGGCGCGGCCCUUCGGCUGCCCAGUGCCCGGCUGCGCCUGGUCCUUCGCCACCGCCUACAAGCUGCGGCGCCACCUGCACUCGCACGACAAGCUGCGGCCCUUCGCCUGCCCCGCGCCCGGCUGCACCAAGCGCUUCACCACGGUCUACAACCUGCGGGCGCACGGCCGGGCGCACGAGCAGGAGGCGGCGCACAAGUGCGAGGCCUGCGGGCAGCGCUUCCCCAGCGCCGCCCGCCUCGGAGCGCACCAGCGGCGGAGCCACCUGGAGCCCGACCGGCCCUACCGCUGCGAGUUCCCCGGUUGUGAGAGAACCUUUAUCACAGUGAGUGCAUUAUUUUCUCAUAAUCGAGCCCACUUCAGAGAGCAAGAACAGUUCUCCUGCUCUUUCCCUGGUUGUAGCAAGCAGUAUGACAAAGCCUGCCGACUGAAAAUCCACAUGAGAAGUCACACAGGUGAAAGGCCUUUUAUCUGUGAUUCUGAAGGUUGUGGCUGGUCUUUCACCAGCAUGUCCAAGCUACUAAGACAUAAAAGGAAACAUGAAGAUGACAGGAGGUUUACAUGUCCAGUAGAAGGCUGUGGGAAAUCCUUCACAAGAGCAGAACACUUGAAAGGCCACAGUAUAACUCACCUAGGCACAAAACCAUUUGAAUGUCCAGUGGAAGGUUGUUGUGCAAAAUUCUCUGCACGCAGCAGUUUGUAUAUUCACUCCAAGAAACAUCUUCAAGAUGUGGAUUCAUCAAAGACCCGUUGCCCAGUGUCCAGUUGUAAUAAAUUGUUCACUUCCAAGCACAGUAUGAAGACUCACAUGGUCAAACAGCACAACUUCAGUCCAGAUCUCUUAACCCAGCUUGAAGCAACCAGUUCCCUCACGCCUAGUAGUGAACUCACCAGUCCAGGACAAAGUGACCUCAGCAACAUAGACCUUGUGUCCCUUUUCUCCAAUGUGUCUGGUAACAAUUCUGGGAUUGCAACAGAUAUGGCUUUAGUAAACUCUGGAAUUGUCACCAUAGAUGUUGCUUCCGUAGGCUCUACGCUUGGUGGAAACCUUUCUGUCAAUAGCAAUUCCCUAGGUCAAACAGUUGACCCUUUGAUAUUGGUGGCGAGUAGUGAUAUUCCACAUAGCCUGGACAGUUCUCUCUUGAUGGGAACCACUGCUACAGUUUUACAGCAAAGUACUUCAAAUCUGGAUGAUGUACAGACUGUAAAUGCAGAAGCCUUAGGUUCGCUAGCAUCUUUAUCAGUGAAGAAUUGCAGUCAAGACCUGCAUGGUUUGACAUCCAGCAAUAAUCUAACGAUAGACACUACCACUUUGACACCUUCCAGCAGCCUUGGUGGAGCCAAUGGUCCUGAGUUACUGACACCAACUAAAGCUGAACGAAACUUGCUUCCUAGCUCGGAUGUUGUUGGUCAACAGGAAGGCAGUAAAGUGGUGACACAGUUUGUGUUCUCCAACCCUCCAGGAAGCUACAGUGCUCAGAAAGACAUGGAUCUUAGCACAGUGACUUGCAGCUCAUUUUUGGAGAGCGGUGGAUCUGCAAGGACAGACUACAGAGCCAUUCAGCUAGCCAAGAAAAGAAAACAGAAAGGGAAUGGGAGCAGCACAGCAGCAUCAAAUUCUGGCCAGAGGAAAAGCAAAGGUGGUAAAGUGAGUCCUACCAACUUCUCAUCUACCAGUCAUGGGAAUCGAUUGUGUGGCAACAUUGUUUUGCCAAAUGGAGGCCUAACAAUAAGGGAUCCAGCAACUGGCGCACAGUAUGUGCAAAUUCAGCUACUUCAAGAUGAUCCCCCAGGAGAGGGAGACUUGCCCUUUCAGCUCAGCUCUCAGUCUUCCUCAUCACAUUCUCAACUUACAGUGGACUUACCUGUUCAUAUCCUUCAGGAACCACACAACUCCACAGAAGAUGAUGCAGGUUCUGAUAACUCUCAGUUCACUGGAAGCACAAUAAACUUACAGGACCUGGAAUGAUUGUUAGGAAUAUUAAUUUGAAAACAGAAUGGUGCAGUCAUAUCUUGACAAAGCAAAUAUAGCUGUGUUCCAGUUUCUCAAGGAAAAUAUGAAAAGUAGGAGUACAUGACUAUGAUCACACACUUAGUGUCAGUUACAUGAAAAAAGAAUAAUAAUAAAAAAAUCAGCAAAUCCUACUUAACAUGUCUAUGUAAGAUAUUCUGUCUGUCUUGUGGUCAAAGAUGCUGGGGCCGGACUUGCUGAAAUCCCAUUGUAGAAAAGUGCCAUAGCUAUUAAACGUCUAACCAGGGUAAUAAUUUUCCCGUUUUCACAAGAAAGCAAAUAUUUCACAGCUAAUGAACAAAUACAAACUUAAUUUGUUGUGUGUGACUCUUUAAAACUUUUCCUCCAUUAGGAAAGGUCUCCUACUUGGCAUGGAUGAUACGGGGGGGGGGGAAUCCUGAAAUAUUUUUUCCCAAACUUGUUUCAGCCAUCUUAUAUAUUGACAGCAAAUUUCAAUAAAAUAUUUUACAAGGCAUGGUAGGAAAGUAGGAUAGUGCCCAGAAAGCAGGGAGAAGAAAUGAAUUAAAAGUCCCUGGGAUAGCAAAAUAUAGAUUAAAUAUUAACUGUGAAUGAGUUUUGAUGCCUAUGUUGAGCUUCCCCCUCUCAUUCAUCCUGAAUAAUAUUUAGCUGAAUUCUUCCAGCAAGACUUAAAAAAAGAAAGCUUCGUUAGAGAACUAUAUUCUCCAUAAGCAAUUAGCUAAUGUUCCAACAGCAUUUGACAAGUUAGGUCUGUCUUAACUGUCCCUAUUUUGGUGAAAUGUUUGACAGCCACUUAAUUCAAAGCACCUUCAUUAUGUUUUUAUACUACAAAAAGUGUUCCCAAGUUACUCAUAACUAGCCACUAUCUUUUAGAAUUAUAUAUUCUGUUACCACUUGAGCUUCAUUAAAAUCUAGAAUAUCUAGUGAGCAUAGUGUCCAGCUGGCCGACUGAUUAUCCAGUUGUCAGAGUUUUUUAGAGGGAGAGGAAAAGUAUUGUUAACUAGGAAGAAUUGCCUCAUUUGAAAAAUUGCAGUUUCUAGAAGAAUAGCUGCAUGUACUGUACUUAACUGAAUUGAAUAAGCCUGAAUAAGCAUAGGGUUGUGUAAAUUCUCAAUGGAAAAAACAAAACACCUUUUGGUUAUUAAAUUUUAAGGUAGUAAUUUAAAUGUUUUAUGGUGAUGUCCUGAAUGCCUAUAAAAUUAUGUAUAGGACUUUGAUAAAGGGGGGUGUGUGUGUGUGGUUUUUUUUUUUUCCUCAAUGAGUUGUGUGUAUGCACGUAUGUGUAUAUAUUUUUUACAGAAUAAGAUGUCAUGCAGAAGAACAUUGCGAUCUUCCUAAUAUUGCACAUAUUUAUUUAUUUAGUUAUACUGUUGUUGAAUUCACCUGAGGUUGUUCAGAAAUGCUUUUACUUCCUGUGCCUUUUGAACUAUGUAUAUGUCCAGAUAAAUACUUUUUGGUUUCUGAGUCUUGAAAGCAGUAUACAGGCUAUUUUCACUUCAAACUGAUUUGCAGGCAGUAUUUUAUCCUCUGAACUAACGUUUUUCUGUCUGUGGUGGCUAAACAAUUUGAGCAUUGGAUAUUCCUAUGCUCAUGCCCAAGGGAUCUCUAGCCUGCCUCAGAUGAGGUCUCCAAGCCAGAGUGAGUCAGUGAGGAGAUUUCACCCACUUGUUGUGGGGACUGCUGUUUUGUUUGAUCAUGGAGUCCAGUGUGGAAAGGUUAAAGGGGCUUAUGAGUCAUCUGCAGGAGCACAGCACUGUUGAACAGACUACUGGGUCUUGCUUUAGAACAGUCGCUAAUGCUGUCCCUGAAAGCUGUCACCCUGAAUGCCAAACUCUUCAUGGAACCAUACCAGUUGUUCUUAAAUUAAGAAAAUGGUGAAGAAACCUAAUUUCUUUUUAUGGGACUUAAAACUGCAUCUGUUUCUACUUCUGAAAAUGUACCUCACUUGGCUUUGUAUAUGAAUGUAAAUUGCUAACUGCUUGGGGCCGAGACUCCGGUUAAUCGGCUUGAAGUCCAUUGCUGGCAAUGGACAUCUGAAGAACUGCUGGUGCAAAAGGAUUAAUAAAGCUUUUUUUAUGGUCA
Messenger RNA from Emys orbicularis (European pond turtle), 4929 nucleotides. RefSeq names its product ZXD family zinc finger C (gene ZXDC). Gene Ontology annotation, biological process: regulation of transcription by RNA polymerase II. The record is from RefSeq and is a predicted model, not a curated record. The transcript is spliced from 10 exons. Lineage: Eukaryota; Metazoa; Chordata; Testudines; Emydidae. Gene Ontology annotation, cellular component: nucleus. Bases 1 to 2826 code for a protein of 941 amino acids. Gene Ontology annotation, molecular function: transcription coregulator activity.